UGGACAAAUAUAAAGUGCUCUCUGUUCUCGACCUGAAUUUUUGUUAUUUUUUAUUUCCCGUGUUUAAUUUUAUCUCGAAAACGACGUUGGAAACGAAGAAACCGUAUUUAACUUCGACAGACAUGGUGGUUCGCCGGCCGAACCUUCCAUAGUUGACCAAUCACAUCACCAUGGGUCAACAGAAUUCCAAAAAAUCAGGCAGCAGCUGCGGCUGCGGCGGCUGGGAUCGGCGGCGGCUCGACGAUGCGCCCACUUCCGUGCACAGAUACGUCACAACCAUUACCGACAGAGGCCACGGCGAAUGUAACUGCACAGCGUCCCGGAGUCGCGGUGUGGGCAUGUUCGAGUGGCGACGCCGCGAGUGGCGCUGGCGCAGACCCACUUGCGUGUGCACCGGGUACAGACGCGUGUCUGAUGACAGAUUGGCUACAGUGCUUACUAUAGGCACUCGGGAUUUGACGCGAGACCUGCGCAGGGAACUUGACGCUUUCGUCUUGAAUACAGGUCUUACUCCGAUUUUGAGAGCAGACGGCGACUCAACAAGGGACAUUGGCGACCCGACCGCUGAGGUGUACGUGCUAUCAGUAGCUGCAAGACCAGCUGAAGGCGAAGCUUCACACACUGGCAGCCGCAACGAGCUCACUCAGCAGAAUGAUGGGUCUAUUCGAUUGCAUCCACACUUCCAGGUGGUAUGCGGCGGAGAGCUGCGCGCACUGCUGUUGCGCGCGCCGUCGCUGCCCGCGGCGCCUGCGCAGGCCAUGCCGCCACACGGAAAAGUACACACGCAGGUGGACUACAUCCACUGCCUAGUUCCAGAUCUUCAAGAGAUUACAGCAUGCUCGUAUUAUUGGGGCAAGAUGGACCGGUACGAGGCUGAAAGGCUUCUGGAUAACAAACCAGAAGGCACGUUCCUCCUCCGUGAUUCUGCCCAAGAAGAGCACCUGUUCUCGGUGUCGUUCCGCAAGUACGGGCGGUCGCUGCACGCUCGCAUCGAGCACUACCAGCAUCGAUUCUCGUUCGACUCCCAUGACCCUGCCGUCUUCGCCGCGCCCACAGUCACCGGGCUCAUUGAGCACUACAAGGACCCGGCGUGCGUGAUGUUCUUCGAGCCGAUGCUGACGGCGCCUCUGCCGCGCACGCAGCCCUUCGCGCUGCAGCAGCUCGCCAGGGCCGUCAUCGUCUCGCACACCACCUAUGACGGUGUGGAGAAACUGCCGCUGCCGGCCCGGCUGCGCGCCUACCUGAAGGAGUACCACUACCGGCAGCGCGUGCGCGUGCGCCGCCUGGAGCCCGACCUGUACUCGCCGGCGCACGCCUUGUAGCAGGCGCCCCGGCCCCCCCGGGCCGCCCGCCGCUGCUUCAGCGAGUACGACGCCGUCCAGCCCCGCGCCACCGACCUGUACCUGUCCCUGGGCCUGCGCCUGCCCGCGCAGGUCGACCACUUCCAGGGCACCUUCCGCCACAACAACGACCACCGGCCGGCCCCGGCGAUCGACGCCCGCCUCUCUCGGCGCGCUGGACUUCGCGUCGUUGACACAAACGAAGCCGUAGGCGUUUCUCGUGCACCUCACCAAAAUCUAAGUCCGCCGCUGCGUCCCCUGGGACGUCCCUUCCGCUGUAAAUCGACAGCUCUGAAUAUAUUCGAUCUGCUGGACGCUGAUGGUCCACGUGUAAUUGAAAUUGAAGACGAUCAUCCCGGAUCGAAUGAGAACCGUUCGACAGGACCCGUGCAACCUGCAGAAUCGACUCUGCGACGUUCACAUCCAGAUCAGCGACCGAGAGAGUCCGAUCGAACGGAACCUGAACGAGUAUUUGCGCAUCCUGUUACGGUACCAACGAAUAUAACUUCCCAUCCGGAGUUCCAACCGCGACCACCGCACUUGAACCCUCACUACAUACCCGAACCGAAUUCAAAGCCGAAGUCUGAAUUCAAGUUCACCGGUCCGAUAAUAUCCUUCGAACACGGACCCCGCAUCAUUGACUUCCCAAACUUGAAAGAAUCGCGAACAAGUCAACUGCGUUCCCGACUGUACCUUCAUCGAGCAAAUCUACAACGUUCAAGGUCGUAUCAGCAGCCUGCAGG
Molecule: messenger RNA, 2083 nt
Organism: Hyposmocoma kahamanoa
Lineage: Eukaryota; Metazoa; Arthropoda; Insecta; Lepidoptera; Cosmopterigidae
Exons: 13
Coding region: 171-1322 (383 amino acids)
Biological process (GO): intracellular signal transduction; phosphatidylinositol phosphate biosynthetic process
Cellular component (GO): phosphatidylinositol 3-kinase complex
Molecular function (GO): 1-phosphatidylinositol-3-kinase regulator activity
Source: RefSeq, a predicted model, not a curated record